CCCACAGAAAAGUGACAGUCUUCCCCUAACAGGCCACAGGCAGUACACUAACCCGCCCUGGAGUCUCAACAUUUAUCAGGGAACUACCUCUUGUAUCCAGAUAAAGUUUACCAAAUUGUUCCAACUUUUUCAAUUGCAUUUUUUGGAACAACUUACUUAAUAUUUCUUUAAGUCUUUUCUGGAAGUUUGAGAAUCUUUUCAGCUUAUGCUAGGGUUUUAUAACAAAAUUUUGAAAUUCUGCCUUACAACUGGAAUGGACUAAGGUGACAAAAAGUGAGAAACUAGAGGGGUGAGAGGAGGACGCAGGGGUGCAGCUUUCACAUUUGGGAUGACUUUCCACAAGGAGAAACUUCAUUCAGCUUUGCCAGGAGAGCAAGGCAACUGAGGGAGCCUCAUCAGUUCUCUACAGAUAUCACGUCUUGGCAGGCUUUGGUGAGUUGGACACAAACUCAUGGAUCCUCCUUCAAUGGUCCUGCUGGGGCUCCUUCUUGUUUAUGGACUAUCCUGUGGUGUUCAGCAGACUCUGGGGAGCGCAUCAGACAGCAGACAUGGAAAGGACAGGGCCCAGGAAUUUGAGAGUAGUGAGGAUGGUCUAGAAAGAGAGUUCCUCUUCGCUGGAAGGAGCAAACGGGCUCCAGCUGACCCACAGCAGGACAAAUGCUCUUACACUUUCAUUGUACCUCAACAGAAAGUGACCGGAGCCAUCUGUGUCAACUCUAAGGAGCCUGAGGCAAUGCUGGAGAAUCGGGUCAACAAACAAGAGUUAGAGCUGCUAAAUGUGGAGCUACAAAAACAGAAGAGGCAGAUAGAGACCCUGCAGCAAUUGGUAGAGGUGGACGGAGGGAUUGUCAAUGAAGUCAAGCUGCUGAGGAAGGAGAGCCGAAACAUGAACUCCAGAGUCACUCAGCUGUACAUGCAGCUGCUCCAUGAGAUCAUCAGGAAGAGAGACAAUGCCUUAGAAUUGGCUCAGAUGGAGAACAAGAUCCUGAACCAAACCUCUGAGAUGCAACUUCUCACCAGUCGAUACAAAGAUCUCGAGCACAAGUACCAGCAUUUGGCAUCUUUGGCCACGAACCAGUCAGCUCUUAUUGCCCUCUUGGAGGAGCAGUGCCAGAGCCGCCCACCUCCUCGUCACAUGCCAGUUCCCCAGCCCCGGCCUCAGCCACCUCCACAAUCACCACCGCUCAACAAGCCUUACCCACCACCUGUCCUUCCACGCAUUAACAACCCAAUCAGCAACGAGAUCCAGAGUGACCAGAAAUCUCUGCCGCCUCUUCCAACAAUGCCCACCGGCACACACAGCCCCUCCACCACUGACAAGCCCUCUGGACCAUUUAAGGAUUGUCUGCAGGCUCUGGAAGAUGGCCACACUACCAGCGGUAUGUAUCUGGUGAAGCCUGAAAAUGCCAACAGGCUUAUGCAGGUGUGGUGCGACCAGAGACAUGACCCAGGUGGCUGGACUGUGAUCCAAAGAAGGCUGGAUGGCUCUGUCAACUUUUUCAGGAACUGGGAGACGUACAAGCAAGGUUUUGGCAAUAUAGAUGGGGAGUACUGGCUUGGUUUGGAAAACAUCUACUGGCUGACUAACCAGGGAAACUACAAACUACUUGUCACGCUGGAGGACUGGUCUGGCCGCAAGGUGUUUGCAGAGUAUGCCAGCUUCAGAGUGGAGCCUGAAGCAGAUUUCUACAAGCUAAGGGUGGGCCGCUACCAUGGAAAUGCUGGAGACUCCCUCACUUGGCAUAAUGGCAAGCAGUUCACAACACUGGACAGAGAUCAUGAUGCAUAUACAGGAAACUGUGCCCACUACCAGAAGGGAGGGUGGUGGUACAACUCUUGUGCCCAUUCAAAUUUGAAUGGCGUUUGGUACAGAGGAGGACAUUAUCGCAGCCGCUACCAAGAUGGAGUUUACUGGGCCGAGUUCAGAGGAGGAGCUUAUUCACUAAAGAAAGUGGUCAUGAUGAUCCGUCCAAACCCAAAUACCUUCCACUAAGGAUCCAAGGAAGACGACUGUACUGUGUCUCACUAAAGACAGACAUUUCAGCUCCUUAAUCCCAAGCAAGCAUUAUCAUUUUUGUUUGAUUGGGUGGCACCAGGACAAGCAAGAUGACAAAGAAUGAAAAUUUUGAAGUGCAAUAUCAGAACACCAGGCAGAUAUUCUGGUACCAUAGUCAAAGAUUGUGCGCACCUUGUGCAUUGUAAUCCAGUUAUCUGUACCAUUUUUCACUUUUGAAUAUGGGGCAGUUAGGAUAUGUGCAAACAGCUCAGGAGUUUUUGAAAUACACUGUCUUUGAUUAAGCAAAGAUCUGUUUAGCUGACAGUACUCCCAUUUGAUGAAAAAUGAAACAAUUGGUGCUUUUUAAGUUGAAAAAAAAGAACACAAUAAUUCAUUUGUUAAGGUUUGAGAUAGGAACCCUAUAUAUUUAGUUUAUACAUUUUUUAACAAGCAAGGAGAUUGACACAGGAAACAAUUCCAGUGAAUUUUGAAUUUCAUUUUGAAACAUUUUUUUAAAAUGUGUAAGUAAUAGGUACAGUAACAUUUACUAACUUGUAAUACAGGGUUAAUAUUCUGGCCAGUUUUACUUAUUACAGUAUACUAAAUAUACUUUACAAAUAGCGCAAUAUUAUUUUCUUGCAAAAAUCAAGACUGGUAAUAUCAAGACUUUAAGAUAAUGUUUUUUUUUUUCAUAGAUCUAGGUACUUUUAACAGAUCUGAGAAAGAAAAUCUACUCAUCACCAAACCUUUUGAGGGGAAAACCCGUUUUUAAAGUCCUGCUUCUUUUGUAAUAAUGCAUUUAUUGAAAUCUUGAAUUGCUUGAAGAGGUAUCCAUCAAUUUGCUUGUAUGAAUCAAGCACUGUAUUUACUGUAUAAAUUAAGCAGUUUGUUGAUGUCAAUAGAUCCAACACAUUGCAUUUGUACAUAAAAGGUUAUUUGUAAUAUAAUGUAUUAAAACAUGUUUUGACUAUUCAUUUGCAAUAAAAAUGUACAGCUUG
Cheilinus undulatus (humphead wrasse) is the source of this 2994-nucleotide messenger RNA. RefSeq names its product angiopoietin-like 2b (gene angptl2b). The transcript is spliced from 5 exons. Bases 452 to 1993 code for a protein of 513 amino acids. NCBI's taxonomy places the organism in Eukaryota, Metazoa, Chordata, Actinopteri, Labriformes, Labridae. The record is from RefSeq and is a predicted model, not a curated record.